Molecule: messenger RNA, 1313 nt
Organism: Pistacia vera
Lineage: Eukaryota; Viridiplantae; Streptophyta; Magnoliopsida; Sapindales; Anacardiaceae
Product: soluble inorganic pyrophosphatase 6, chloroplastic
Exons: 9
Coding region: 1-1053 (350 amino acids)
Biological process (GO): phosphate-containing compound metabolic process
Cellular component (GO): cytoplasm
Molecular function (GO): magnesium ion binding; protein binding; inorganic diphosphate phosphatase activity
Source: RefSeq, a predicted model, not a curated record
AUGAAGAAUACAGAUGGUUUGCUGCAUUUGUAUGCUUAUUGGGCUUGUUUGGAGCUAAAUUUAGUUGCAGCUUUAGGUGUUUGGGAGAGCCUGGUUAAGAUCUGUGAGUCAAUGUUGGAAGCCUGCCAAGGUUAUAUAGCUAUGGAAAUUGAUUUGGGACAUCUAAACGAAGCUAGGUCCAUCUCCAGGAGAUGUUAUAGUAAAAGAUUUAGUGGGACAGCUUCAGAGAGAUGUUCAAGUAAUAUUUUUGNAUCCCAUAUCACCAAUUUGUGCUUUAACAAUAAAAGAGUUUUCCUUUCGUCAAAGAGGGUGUUUUCUUGCAGGGCUAUUUACAACCCUGAGGUUCAAAUCAAAGUGGAGGGCCAGCCUGGAACCUUGGAUUACAGAGUCUUUUUUGUUGACAAUUCUGGAAAAAAGAUUUCGCCAUGGCAUGACAUACCAUUACAAUUGGGAGAUGGUGCUUUCAACUUUAUUGUCGAAAUUCCCAAGGAGUCAAGUGCAAAGAUGGAGGCUGCUACUGAUGAGCUAUACACUCCCAUUAAGCAGGAUACUAAAAAGGGAAAACUUCGAUAUUAUCCAUACAAUAUAAAUUGGAAUUAUGGAUUGCUUCCACAAACAUGGGAAGACCCAUCAUUUGCCAAUUCUGAAGUUGAAGGGGCAUUUGGGGAUAAUGAUCCAGUUGAUGUUGUUGAGAUUGGUCAAACUCAAAGGAAGAUUGGUGAUAUUCUUAAGGUCAAGCCCUUGGGUGUUUUAGCCAUGAUUGAUGAGGGGGAACUUGACUGGAAAAUAGUUGCAAUUUCAUUGGAUGAUCCAAAAGCUUCCCUUGUAAAUGAUGUUGAUGAUGUUGAGAAGCAUUUCCCGGGAACUCUCUCUGCAAUCCGAGACUGGUUUAGGGACUACAAAAUCCCGGAUGGAAAACCUGCUAACAAGUUUGGUCUUGGCAACAAGGCUGCAAACAAGGAUUAUGCCUUGAAAGUAAUCACAGAGACUAACGAAUCAUGGGCCAAACUUGUAAAGAGGUCCAUUUCUCCUGGAGAGCUUUCCCUUGUAUAACUUCAACUCCCAAGACUACAUAAGGUGCUGCUCGGCUAUUGCCUAUUUUUCUCUCCCAUAGAGCAAGUCCUGUUGAUGUUUAUUGUCAUUAGCAAGAGUUUUCUAGACUAUUUAGUUUGGAUAAUCCACUAUUAUGUAGUCUUCUUAUUUAUGUAACAAAUAUAUGUUUAAGCUAUCAUUUUUGGCUUUGAAGAUGUAUUUGGGAUUGGUUAACUUUAGUCACAAUAAUUAUUCAGAAUGAUAUUCUCUUUGUUUCCCAA